Messenger RNA from Arvicanthis niloticus (Nile rat), 1918 nucleotides. The record is from RefSeq and is a predicted model, not a curated record. Lineage: Eukaryota; Metazoa; Chordata; Mammalia; Rodentia; Muridae.
AGCUGUCAGAGACUCCCUCCCGUUCAGCACAAGCCAGCAUGUGGUGGGGAACCCUCAGUUUGCUGUUCUGGGUGCCGGCGCAAGCAGCCUUUCUGAACAUGGAGACCAUCACGGUAGAGGAAGGCCAGACCCUCACCCUAACGUGUGUUACUUCUCUGACAAAAAACGCCUCUCUCCAGUGGCUGGCUCCCUCAGGGUUCACCAUUUUUUUAAAUCAGCAUCCUGCUUUAAAAAGUUCCAAAUACCGACUUCUUCACCAUUCGGCUACAGAACUCUCCAUUAUCAUGUCCAAUGUAACUCUACGAGAGGAAGGUGUGUAUACGUGCUUAAAUUACGGGAGUUCUGUGAAGACGAAGCAAGUGAGAGUGACCGUGUUAGUGACUCCUUUCCAGCCAACUGUGGAAGCUUUGGUUCUCAGAAGGCAGGAUGGAGAGAAAUCUGUUGUGCUGAAAUGUUCCACAGAGAGAAGCAAGCCCCCUCCUCAAAUCACCUGGCUGCUUGGGGAAGGCCUGGAGAUCUAUGGUGAACUUCACCAUGAAUUUGAAACUGAUGGGAAGAUAUGUAACACCACCAGCACACUCAUAGUCCGCUCAUAUGGGAAAAACUCAACCGUGCACUGCAUUGUCCAGCACAAGGGCUUGCAAGGAAGGAAGCUGGUUGCCCCCUUCCGGUUUGAAGAUUUGGUUGCCGGUCAAGAAACAACUUCAGAUGCCCCUGAGCAGAGCUCUCUCUCCUCCCAAGCCCUCGAGCAAUCCACGAGCACGGUCUCAAUGAUGGAAAAUUCCACUGCACCAGAGACUGACAAGGAAGAAAAGGAACAUGCCACUCGAGACCCUGGCUUGAUCACUGAAGCCAGCGCUCAGCACACAGGACUGGCCAGGAGGAAGAGUGGCAUCCUGUUGCUCACACUGGUGUCCUUCCUCAUUUUCAUCCUCUUCAUCAUCGUUCAGCUCUUCAUCAUGAAGCUGCGUAAGGCACAUGUGAUAUGGAAGAAGGAAAGUGAAAUUUCAGAGCAAGCUCUAGAAAGUUACAGAUCAAGAUCCAACAAUGAAGAAACAUCUUCCCAGGAGAAUAACAGCCAGGCUGCCCAGUCUAAGCGUUGCAUGAACUACAUCACACGGUUAUACUCGGGAGUCAAAACGAAGAAGAGUGCCCAGCAUUGGAAGCUGGAAGGCAAGCACAGUCGUGUCCCGGAGAGUAUUGUGUAGUGUUCCCUGCAGUGGAAGCUAGGAUUUCAGGGCAGCAGCAUCAGGCCCUGGAAAGGAUCGUAAGUACCGUGACCUGAAAAAAAUAAAACGUCCAUUGAGUACAAUUCAAGACAGUGUCCAUUGAACCAGGGCAGCCACACGAGGACCAGGCCAUGGACAGAAAGCUCCUCAUUGAAAGAAAAACAUAGAAAGAACCUAUUAUGACUGACACUACCUCAGAGCUGGAGAACUCCGUCCGCUAAGUCUUUUGGAUCAGGGUCAAAAUGACCAGUGAGUGUGUGACCUCGAAGGGGGCAGCCGUUUUUAGAUACGGGACUGGAGUGAAACUAUCUGAAUCGGUUUAAAAACCUUUCCUUCUGGUCAAGAAGAACUUAAGCAUGAGAAGUACCCAAAAGAGAGCUGAAACCCCAGCAGCCUGCUUUCAAGACGGUCUCUCAGAAGAGGCCAUGUGGGCCACGGAGGAAAGUGGGAUGUCUCAGCAUGCAGUGGGCGUGAUGACUCAGAGGUCCACAACUCUCGACACAAGAGCUGAACUCAACUGCCAAGAGGCUUCCUUACUGUGAGCAAUUUUUAACCUCAUUACACCAUGGCAAAGCAUGGACAGAGGGAAACCAUGAGUUUGGCUGGCAGACUGUGGAAUUCACGAAUAGCUUUCGGAACUUUAAUAAAGACCGGAGUGUGUCUUUUUAGAGGCUGUUGUGCCCAUUGAU